Sycon ciliatum is the source of this 951-nucleotide messenger RNA. RefSeq lists its product as uncharacterized. Lineage: Eukaryota; Metazoa; Porifera; Calcarea; Leucosolenida; Sycettidae. Bases 1 to 951 code for a protein of 316 amino acids. The transcript has a single exon. Gene Ontology annotation, molecular function: hydrolase activity. The record is from RefSeq and is a predicted model, not a curated record.
AUGACCCAGCAUCGUCAUCAGCAGCAGCUUGAUCGUCAGAAGCAGCAUCUGCAAGCUACAAAAGCAGCAUCCUCAGCAUCUUCAGCAAGAAGCAUCAUCAGCAUCAUCAUGGCCGGUUCUACAAAAGAAAGUCUUCCAUCUCUGCAAACCAACUACAAACCGCUGGGCAAAGAGGUGAAAGUCAAGGACUUGGAUGCGUACUUGGUUGGCCAGGGUACCAGAGCACUGAUUCUAGCCUAUGACAUUUUUGGAUUUGGUGUAGCGAACAGCAGAGCAAGAGCUUUCUGUGACCAACUGGCUAAUGAAGGGUUCCUGGUGCUCAUGCCUGACUUCUUCCGAGGCACAGCGUGGCCGGCGGGCAAACCGGUCGAUGACGGCAUGGUGACUUGGCUUCAAACCAUUCCAGACACCCAACUCAUUGACGACGUCCACUCCAAGAUCAUCCCAUAUCUUCGCCUACAGCACAGUGUCAAGUCCAUCGGCAUGGCUGGCGUCUGCUGGGGCGGCUGGCUGGUUCAGAGAGUGUCGUCCUUAGUCGGUGCCCUGUCCUGUGGCGUGUCCUACCAUCCGAGCUUGCAAAUGGAGGAGACAGUCUAUGGCGGUAGCGUGGACAAGAUUUUGAGCGAUGUCAAGUGCCCGCAGCUUCUCAUGCCCACCGGGAACGAUCCUAAAAUGGCGCAGGAAGGUGGUCAGGUGAUCACAAAGCUGAAAGGCUCAGACAUUGAGCGUGUGCGCGACGGCAGCCACAUUCACGCCUUCCCCGACAUGGUGCACGGCUUCAUGAUGAAGGCGACGGUGGAUAUUAGUGACGAGAAGGUAAUUCGUGACGCCACUUUAGCGUUCCGUCUGUCCGUUGACCACUUCAAUAAGUACCUGGUGGAGGAGCCUAGUUAUGAACAUGUUGCUCCCUCGGUCGCAACUAUUCAUACACCCCAGUUAGUCCAAGUCUAA